UUCACUGUUUACACGCGGAGCGGCUGGAGCUUUCGGCCUCAGUCAGGCGCUCCGCUCCGUUUCGGUUUCACUUCCGGUGAGGGGCCGCCUCGGAGCGGGCGGUGAGCCGACGGCGAGCGCAGGCGGCGGCGGUGACUGCGGCGCCGCUGCCGGGGGGCGUGCAGCAGCGCGGCGGCAGCGGCGGCUGGGCCUCGAGCGCCCGCAGCCCACCUCUCAGGGGCGGGCUCCCGGAGCGAUCAGGGCGGACGAGAAGAUGGAGGAGCUGGUGGUGGAAGUGCGGGGCUCCAAUGGCGCUUUCUACAAGGCAUUUGUAAAAGAUGUUCAUGAAGAUUCAAUAACAGUGGCAUUUGAAAACAACUGGCAGCCAGAGAGGCAGAUUCCAUUCCAUGAUGUGAGAUUCCCACCACCUGUAGGUUAUAAUAAAGAUAUAAAUGAAAGCGAUGAAGUUGAGGUUUAUUCCAGAGCAAAUGAAAAAGAGCCUUGCUGUUGGUGGUUAGCUAAAGUGAGGAUGAUAAAGGGUGAGUUUUAUGUGAUAGAAUAUGCAGCAUGUGAUGCUACAUACAAUGAAAUUGUCACAAUUGAACGUUUACGAUCAGUUAAUCCCAACAAACCUGCCACAAAAGAUACUUUCCAUAAAAUCAAACUGGACGUGCCAGAAGACUUACGACAAAUGUGUGCCAAAGAAUCGGCACAUAAGGACUUUAAAAAGGCAGUUGGUGCCUUUUCUGUAACUUACGAUGCAGAAAACUAUCAGCUUGUCAUUUUGUCUAUCAAUGAAGUCACCUCAAAGCGCGCACACAUGCUGAUUGACAUGCACUUUCGGAGUCUGCGCACUAAGCUGUCUCUGAUACUGAGAAAUGAAGAAGCCAGUAAGCAGCUAGAGAGUUCAAGGCAACUUGCCUCAAGGUUUCACGAACAGUUUAUCGUACGAGAAGAUCUGAUGGGUCUAGCUAUUGGUACUCAUGGUGCUAAUAUUCAGCAAGCUAGAAAGGUACCUGGGGUCACGGCUAUCGAUCUAGAUGAAGAUACCUGCACAUUUCAUAUUUAUGGGGAGGAUCAGGAUGCAGUGAAAAAGGCUCGAAGCUUUCUGGAAUUUGCUGAAGAUGUCAUACAAGUUCCAAGGAACUUAGUAGGCAAAGUAAUAGGAAAAAAUGGAAAACUGAUUCAGGAGAUUGUGGACAAGUCAGGAGUUGUGAGGGUGAGAAUUGAAGCUGAAAAUGAGAAAAAUGUUCCACAAGAAGAGGAAAUUAUGCCACCAAAUUCCCUACCUUCCAGUAACUCAAGGGUUGGACCUACUCCUUCAGAAGAAAAAAAGCAUAUAGAUGUAAAGGAAAACAGCACUCAUUUUUCUCAGCCUAACAGCACAAAAGUCCAGAGGGUGUUAGUGGUUUCAUCAACUGUAGCAGGGGAAUCCCAGAAACCUGAACUCAAGGCUUGGCAGGGUAUGGUACCAUUUGUUUUUGUGGGAACAAAAGACAGCAUCGCUAAUGCCACUGUUCUUCUGGAUUAUCACCUGAACUAUUUAAAGGAAGUAGACCAGUUGCGUUUGGAGAGAUUACAAAUUGAUGAGCAAUUGCGACAGAUUGGAGCUAGUUCUAGACCACCACCAAAUCGUACAGAUAAGGAAAAAGGCUAUGUGACUGAUGAUGGUCAAGGAAUGGGUCGAGGUAGUAGACCUUACAGAAAUAGGGGGCACGGCAGACGCGGUCCUGGAUAUACUUCAGGAACUAAUUCUGAAGCAUCAAAUGCUUCUGAAACAGAAUCUGACCACAGAGAUGAACUCAGUGAUUGGUCAUUAGCUCCAACAGAGGAAGAGAGGGAGAACUUCCUGCGCAGAGGAGACGGGCGACGGCGUGGAGGUGGAGGAAGAGGACAGGGAGGAAGAGGACGCGGAGGCGGCUUCAAAGGAAACGAUGAUCACUCCCGAACAGAUAAUCGUCCGCGUAAUCCAAGAGAGGCUAAAGGAAGAACAGCAGAUGGAUCCCUCCAGAUCAGAGUUGACUGCAAUAAUGAAAGGAGUGUCCACACUAAAACAUUACAGAAUACCUCCAGUGAAGGUAACCGGCUGCGCACGGGUAAAGAUCGUAACCAGAAGAAGGAAAAGCCAGACAGCGUGGAUGGUCAGCAACCACUUGUGAAUGGAGUACCCUAAACGGCAUAAGUCUGGAGUUAUAUCCCCUAUACCAUUUCCGUAAUUCUUAUUCCAUAUUAGAAACUUUGUUAGGCCAAAGACAAAUAGUAGGCAAGGUGGCACAGGGCAUGAAAUGAACACCAAUUCUGUUAAGAAUUUUAUUUUUUGUCAUAUUGGCCAUAAGCAACAGCUUUCAGAUUUGCACAAAGAAAGAGAUCUUAAAAUUUUGAAACAUUACUUUUAAGUAAUUAAGUAUACUUAGCACUUCAGGACAGGAUUUUCGUUUGGUUUAUUUUUUAAAUACCAAGCAGUGGUAUUCUUUCUUAAUUUGGACCGUUACCCUGCGUUGGGUGAUAACUCACUGGUACAUUUCAGUUUUUCUGAAUAAAUAGCAUUUAUGGUAAUCAUAUUACACUUCUGUUUUCAGUCUCAUACGGAAGGCCAAUGACAUUUCAUGUCCUGUGUCAGUUUAUGUUUUGGUCCACUUUUCCAGUAUUUUAGUGGACCCUGAGAUAUGUGUGAUGUGACGUUUGUCAUUUUCAUUAGCAAAAAAAAAGUUGUAUGAUCUGUGCCUUUUUUAUAUCUUGGCAGGUAGGAAUAUUAUAUUUGGAUGCAGAGUUCAGGGAAGAUAAGUUGGAAACACUAAAUGUUAAAAGAUGUAGCAAACCCUGUCAAACAUUAGUACUUUAUAGAAGAAUGCAUGCUUUCCAUAUUUUUUUUUCUUACAUAAACAUCAGGUUAGGCAGUAUAAAGAUUAGGACUUGUUUUUGUUUUUGUUUUGUUGCACUGAAGUUUGACAAAUAGUGUUAUUGAGAGGGAUGUGUAAUUUUUCUAUAUAGACAGGAGAAGAAAUAACUGUCUUUUCAUUUGAGAGAGGCUAAAACAUUUUCAGCUAGGAACAAAUCUUCCUGGUCAAAAGUUAGUAGGAUAUGCCUGCUCUUUGGCCUGAUGACCAGUUUUAAAUUCGAGCUGUUUUUAUUUUGUCCUCCCCAAGUUUUGUGAAGUUUUUCAUAUUUUAAUUUCAAGCUUAUUUGGGGGAGAUAGGAAGGUCAUUUCCAUGUGUGCAUAAUAAUCCUGUGAAGUACAGGUACUUUGUCUAAGAAACAAUGGAAACAGGUUAAAUGUUUUGUAAACUUUGAAAUAUUAGGUCCAAAUGUAUAAGCAGAAUUGGAAAGCAGACUAGGAUUGGUUAACAAAUGAUACUUUUUUUCUUUAGUUUUUUGACGUGUUGGAUUUUGGGUUUGAGUCUCUUU
Messenger RNA from Eubalaena glacialis (North Atlantic right whale), 3384 nucleotides. It is a transcript of the gene FMR1, whose product is annotated as fragile X messenger ribonucleoprotein 1. Gene Ontology annotation, molecular function: mRNA 3'-UTR binding; protein homodimerization activity; translation regulator activity. The transcript has 17 exons. Gene Ontology annotation, cellular component: neuronal ribonucleoprotein granule; nucleus; presynapse. The record is from RefSeq and is a predicted model, not a curated record. Bases 254 to 2152 code for a protein of 632 amino acids. Gene Ontology annotation, biological process: regulation of filopodium assembly; positive regulation of protein phosphorylation; central nervous system development. Lineage: Eukaryota; Metazoa; Chordata; Mammalia; Artiodactyla; Balaenidae.